CUUUUAAACAUCAUCAGCGUUCUUGAUAAACGCAGUAAUAUGGUCGGACAUUGUUGACAUGGAACUAACCUAUGAAUGAGUUGUGCGUCUUAUUCGUGAUUUGUUCGGCAAUUGAAUAAUUUAUAUUAACUGUUGAAAGUAUCGAAGGAUCAGCCGCCAAGAUUCAGUCGCAACAAGAAGAAAUGGAAACUCACAAUGCUUCUAAAGAUUUCGACGUCGAUCCGAAGAAUAUCAUUAAAAGCCGAGAACUGUUGUACCGACUUAUGAUCAGUCAGUUAUUCUAUGAUGGACAUCAAACGCUCGCUGUGCAAUUAUCUAAUAUCACUCAAGCAGACCCACCGUGUCCACCGUCGGACCGUUUACUACACUUGAUGCUAAUUGGAGCAGCACACGAACCAGAUCGAGGAAAGAAAGAUAUUAAUAAUAUACCAACGUUUACAAAUUUCGAUAAUACUCUAGGACCAGGAUUGGACUUGGAAUUUGAAACAGAAACCCAAACUCAAGCUCCUGAACCUGCACAAUAUGAAACUGCUUAUGUUACUUCGCAUAAAGGAAAUUGUAGAGCUGGAGCAUUCUCGGCAGAUGGUCAACUAAUAGCCACGGGAUCAGUUGAUGCAUCAAUUAAAAUUCUGGAUGUCGAUAGAAUGUUAGCUAAGUCAGCUCCAGACGAAAUGGCUCCUGGUGAUCAGACAGGAGGUCAUCCAGUGAUUCGGACUUUGUAUGAUCAUUUAGAAGAAGUAACAUGCUUAGAAUUCCAUCCCAGAGAACCAAUUUUAGUGUCAGGCAGCCGUGAUUUUUCUGUUAAGCUUUUUGACUUCAGUAAAGCAAGUGUAAAAAAAGCAUUUCGGACAAUCACAGAUGCAGAUCAAAUACGAUGCUUAUCAUUCCAUCCAACUGGUGACUUUCUUAUCGUGGGGACGAAUCAUCCAGUAGUUCGAUUAUACGAUGUGAACACAGCACAAUGCUUUGUAUGCAGUAUACCAAGUCAUCAACACACUGCUGGGAUAACCAGUAUUAAGUUUUCACCAGAUGCAAAGACAUAUGCAUCAGCAGGGAAAGACGGAAGCAUUAAAAUAUGGGAUGGAGUUUCGAAUCGAUGCAUAAAUACCUUUGUUAAAGCACACGAUGGGUAUGAAGUUUGCUCUGUAACAUUCACAAGGAAUGGAAAGUACUUGCUAUCUUCGGGGAAAGAUUCUCUCAUAAAAUUGUGGGAACUAUCAACCAGUAGAUGUUUAAUUGCAUAUACCGGAGCUGGUACGACAGGCAAACAAGAACACAAGGCUCAAGCAAUUUUCAAUCAUACGGAAGACUAUGUCAUGUUCCCUGACGAAGCAACAACGUCAUUAUGUGCUUGGAAUUCUAGAAAUGCAUCCAGGAAACAGUUAUUAUCAUUGGGCCACAAUGGUCCCGUUCGGUUAAUUGUUCACUCUCCCGUGGCUCCAGCUUUUCUGACAUGCAGCGAUGACUUUAGAGCCAGAUUCUGGUUCAGACGAAUGCCUACACAUUAAAGAGUGCAGCAAAUGCGCAUUAAUAACUCAUGCACUUGUACUUCAUAAGAAUCACCCGGGUGAUUCAGUGAUACCAUUGACAAAUCGAGACGUGUACAGUACUUUUAUAGUUUUAAGAAUUUUCGCAAAAUUUAUUUAUAACAUA
This is a messenger RNA of Orussus abietinus, 1653 nucleotides long. It is a transcript of the gene CstF50, whose product is annotated as cleavage stimulation factor subunit 1. NCBI's taxonomy places the organism in Eukaryota, Metazoa, Arthropoda, Insecta, Hymenoptera, Orussidae. Bases 183 to 1508 code for a protein of 441 amino acids. Gene Ontology annotation, molecular function: protein binding; RNA binding. The record is from RefSeq and is a predicted model, not a curated record. Gene Ontology annotation, biological process: mRNA 3'-end processing. The transcript is spliced from 4 exons. Gene Ontology annotation, cellular component: mRNA cleavage stimulating factor complex.